CGUUGAUGACGCGUCAGGACUCAUUUCCGGCGACCGUAAUCUGUUGUUGAAUGUACCGUUCUGUCCAGAUUCGGGAUGGUGCUCGUCAAGCAAUACCAGGUGCUGUUGCCAUGUUCAGUAGAAGAGUACCAGGUUGGCCAACUGUACUCGGUCGCAGAGGCCAGUAAGAAUAACACAGGGGGAGGAGAAGGAAUCGAGGUCCUCCGAAAUGAACCUUACGAGAAAGAUGGGGAGAAGGGCCAGUACACCCACAAGAUUUACCACAUACACAGCAAGGUUCCUGGUUUUAUUCAGAUGUUCGCACCUGAAGGAGCCCUGGUUUUUCACGAGAAAGCCUGGAACGCCUAUCCCUACUGUCGCACUAUUGUUACAAAUGAGUACAUGAAAGAUGACUUCUUCAUUAAGAUUGAAACCUGGCAUAAAGCAGAUAUGGAAACAACUGAGAAUCCUCAUGGUCUCCCUCCUGAGGAGUGGGAAGAGACAGAGAUAGUGCCAAUCGAUAUUGCAGAUCGUUCUCAGGUGGAUGAUGUGGACUAUAAACCAGAAGAGGACCCUGCUAUCUUCCACUCAGAGAAAACUGGGAGAGGACCUCUUGGGCCUGAAUGGAAGAAAGAGCUUCAUAACGGUAACUGUCCCUUCAUGACGGCGUAUAAGCUGGUGACGGUUCAUUUUCGCUGGUGGGGUCUGCAGGGACGUGUGGAGAACUUUAUUCAUAAGCAGGAGAAAAGGCUCUUCACUAAUUUCCACCGGCAGCUCUUUUGUUGGCUUGACCGCUGGGUGGACCUCACUAUGGAUGACAUCCGCAGGAUGGAGGAGGAGACGCAGAGAGAGCUGGACCAGAUGCGCAGCCAAGGCCCUGUGAGAGGGAUGAAAGCAGGAGAGGACUAGGAAGAGAUCGAAGAAUGCAAGAUACAAAAAGGGGCUACUUUUUAUUUUACCUCCUUCAGUCCUCAUGGCCAAUCACAACGUGCCACAUCACCAAGCCCUUCCAAACAGGAAAUGGUCAUCCUUACUGAGGACAUGUCCAUUACCAUAAGUGUGAAUGUUUGUGCGAAUGUAUAAAGUAUGCAUGUGUAGCCGUGGUUGUGCAGUUUGACUUUAAACCUCAUUAUUUGCUGCCAAAUUCUUUGGGACUCACUUAAGAUACGUUAAGUGAUACCGGCAUUUCUUUUUAUAAUUAAGUGUUAUAAUUGUUUAAUGUUUUUUUUUUUUUGGUUCAUUUUGCAACCAUCAGCUUUUUACUGAGUGCGCCAUUGGAGUAAUGAGUCCGAAGCCCUGAGGAAUAAUUUUACUACAUGUAUUUUGACCAUAAAUAAAUGAAAAAAAGUAAUUUACUUAAUUCUGUUAUAUUUAUCUUGUUGUUUGGGAAAUCUUGGUGGGAACAUGCCUCAAGAGGUAGGAUCAUGUCAGAAAAUGUAUUAAAGGAAAAACAGAAAGCUUGUUAUACUUGUAAGAAGCUCGAAAGCAUAACGGUUUUCAGGUUUAGAUAUGGUGGGGUUUUGGUUUGGUUCUGCACUGAUUACAGUGUGGAUGUCAUUGUUGAGAGCUGUUGAGUGGAUAAUGUUUCAUUUUUAAACUUGAGUGUAAGAGCCUUGAAACCCCUCCCACCUUUGACUGACAUGCUACAGGCCACACCUCUCCAUUUGGAUGGGGAUGGUCAAAAUUUUUGGAGAAUGAAGUUCAAUUUACAAUACUGUAACAACAAAUAAAAGAAAACAUCAUUGACUACUAA
Molecule: messenger RNA, 1732 nt
Organism: Myxocyprinus asiaticus (Chinese sucker)
Lineage: Eukaryota; Metazoa; Chordata; Actinopteri; Cypriniformes; Catostomidae
Gene: pitpnbl
Product: phosphatidylinositol transfer protein, beta, like
Exons: 11
Coding region: 76-888 (270 amino acids)
Biological process (GO): phospholipid transport
Cellular component (GO): cytoplasm
Molecular function (GO): phosphatidylinositol binding; phosphatidylcholine intramembrane carrier activity; phosphatidylinositol transfer activity
Source: RefSeq, a predicted model, not a curated record